Fusarium poae is the source of this 5397-nucleotide messenger RNA. RefSeq lists its product as uncharacterized. The transcript is spliced from 2 exons. Lineage: Eukaryota; Fungi; Ascomycota; Sordariomycetes; Hypocreales; Nectriaceae. Gene Ontology annotation, molecular function: 3'-5' DNA helicase activity; nucleic acid binding; four-way junction helicase activity. The coding region runs from base 1 to 5397 and encodes 1798 amino acids. Gene Ontology annotation, cellular component: cytoplasm; chromosome. Gene Ontology annotation, biological process: double-strand break repair via homologous recombination. The record is from RefSeq and is a predicted model, not a curated record.
AUGGAGCCGUUUAUUUAUUUGCCCGAAUACCCGUUUGCAUUUUGUACACAAUGCCGCAUUGGGUUUGUGGCCAGCGAGAUUGUACAUCAUAUAAAAGUUAAGCACAGCACAAAGACCCGACAGGAAACGAAGCGCAUUGCGCAAAAGGUGGCAGCCAUUCCAGGUAUAGCCAAGAAUCAGGACGAUUUGAAGAAUUGGAUAUUGCCGCCGCCAACCAUCCAGAUCAACCCGUACAUCCAAGCCCCACGAGACGAUGGAUUAGGAUGCAGCCAUUGCCAAUACGUAGUACGGGAUAAACAGCAGAUGCAGAAGCAUGGCCGGACCGAGCACGGUUGGGUCAGCCGUCGCAAGAGAGGCGGACAGCAGCAAGCCGUGCCCGACGAACAAGAUGCAAUGUUGGCCGUGCCGUGGAGAGACCACGUACAAUGCCAGCAGGUAUGCAAUUGGGGGCACGGCAAGCGUUGGUUUGAGGUUGGCCGCAACGAUGAAAGAGCGACACAGGAGGAGGCCACCGACGGUGAGGGUGAUGCCGAUCACGAGGCCAACGUCGCGUUUUUCAACAUGGUCCAGGAGGAAGGCAGGAAGGCGUUUGAGGAUGAAGCCAGCGGCCGUCGCGUCCAGGAUAUAGACGACAAGAAUGAGGCCCAUCAGUGGUUGGGUCGAUGCGGUUGGCCCCGCCAUUUGGAGGGUAUCCGCAUCGACCGGUUGAGGACAUUGUUGGAGCCGAUCAGCGAUGACGAGCCGGUGUUGCAGAGGAUGUGGGAAGUGUUGGAAAGCGUCAUGGAUGCCGCGUAUCAGGCGACGGCCCGCCAGUGUUACCCAGGCACGGCCGAGUUGUUUGAGAUUGCACGUAAAGAAGCGCAUAUGACGACGACAAAGCCGUUCCAGGGAUUGAUGGAACCCGAUGCAUGGGUGCGAUACAAGUCAUGGUGGAAGCAGUUGUUGUGCAUUUGGAAGCGAUACGACGAAUGGGAUGCAGAAGAUGGUUACGACAAUGAGAGAUUCAGUAACGGCGGAAGCAGCAGCAGCAGCAGCGACAGCGACAGCGAUACCGAUACCGACAGUAACAGCAAUAGGUCCGCGUAUGAUGAUGAUGCGGUCAGCCGCCGUUAUGGCCCAUCCGACCCACGUCCGCCGUAUAAGAUGACAAUACAGCAAGAAGAGUUGUGGAAAGCAUUCGACAACGGCAUCAGGCAGGUCGUCACGGGAGCCGACAGGGCAGGUCGGUACACAGCCGAUCGUUUGCAGCGGAGUUGCUUGGACGCCAUGGUGCAGUUUUUCGACCAUCCAUUGAAGAGCGGCAACCAUUACGAGAGCAUCGUCAUCAGCGCGUUGGCCGUUAUGGGGUUAGACGAGGGCGGCGGAUGGAAGCCCGUGGAGAAUUACACGUCAAUUUAUCCAGCCGUCAUCAAAGUGGCGAGGUAUUUAGUGUUGUACCAGUCCAUGUUGGAGCGUCAAGCACAGAUUGACCAGUUGGCCCAAUACGCAACCAUCCGUCAGGCCGAGGAGGAGGCCGAGGGAUUAUUCAGGAUCGUGCGACGCAAGGUGCGGCGGUUCAUGAUCCGCAUCCCCGAGGGAGAGGAUAUCGAGCCGUCGCCGAUGAAUUGGAUCAUCAACACGCGAACAUACGGCAUGCACAUUCGGUAUUCGAUGCCCGGUUCCGAGAUGAUCGAGUGGCAUGGCGAUCCGAUUUCAUGCAACAGGGUCAAGAUCAAGAUGAGCGAGAUAUCCGACAUGUUGCAUGCAUUCAUCGGGGAUGCACGGCAGACGUUAGUGCAAUUGGCAACCGGCGGCGCCAUUAGGAAAAGGGAGGUGAAGGGGAGAGAGAAGAGGAGGAAUGACGGCAGCAACAGGAACGAUCAUGAGGAUGAGGAUGACAAUGACAGCGCCAAUAACAAUGACAGCAGCAACAACAACAGCAAUAACGGUAACAGCAGCGAUAAUACAAUAUGGCCACCGCCGCAGAACAUAUUGCCCGCCAUUCCGUGGUCCAGGAUCGAGGAUAGGCAUGGCGAAAGCGCGUUGGAGCAUUCAUUUUUACAGGAUGAAGCCAACCAGAGUUGGGUCAUCAAGGGCGACAGGUGGGUGCAAAAGCAAGUUGCAGCAAGCAAGGCCAAGAUGGAGGCAUGGAUCGCCAAGCCGCACAAUGAGGCGUGCCCGUACCGAGAAGAGGCAAUCCGACGGUACAGCCGUUUGAUAGAGGAAUUCAGGUCACAGUUGUUCGUCGCGAUGCACAUGUUGGGAGGCCAGCCGGCACGGUCCACCGAGAUUUUGGGGAUACGGAUGUGGAACACGAUGAACGGCGGAGUGCGCAACAUAUUCAUCCACGACGGCAUGGUUUGUUUCGUCACGAUGUACCACAAGGGAUUCCGGCAGUCAGGCAAGGUCAAGGUCAUCCACCGGUAUUUGCCACGCGAGGUAGGUGAGUUGUUGGUGUGGUACAUGUGGAUCGUUUUGCCGUUUUGGCACACAGUCCAGGUUGGCAUGAAGCAGCAGCAGGAGAAGAGGCGCCGGAGUGCAUUUUUAUGGGCCGACGAGAUUGUCAGCAAGGAGGGAGGGAAGGAGAUGGAUGGCGAAGGAAAAGGAGGAAGAGGGGAAGAGGGGAAGAGGGGAAGAGGAGGAGGAGGAGGAGGAGGAGGAGAAAAAGCAUGCAAGAGGGAAGAUAGAAAAGGAAAAGCAGUAGGCCAGGAGAGUUUGGGGUUGUUAGAGGAGAGGGAAGAAGAGGCCGUAUUCAUGCAGUGGUUCCGCGAGGCCAAAUGGGGGAACGACCGGGCAAGAAGGGCAAUGCAACGAUACAGCAACAUGUUUUCCGGUAAACAGAUCAACAUCAGCAUGUGGAGGCAUAUGGCCAUCGCCAUCAGCAACCGGUAUUUAAACAAGGCGUUCGGCGAGAUCGACGCAGGCGGCGGUGGCGAUGACGACGAUGACGGUGGUGAGGAUAGUUUGGUGGACAGCAUCCACGAUUUGCAGGCCGGGCACGGUUCACACAUAGCCGGGUUGAUAUACGCCCGGUUGUUCGGGCAGGGAGAUUUAAGCACGAUGAACAGGCGGGACGGGUUCCGCAAGGUAAGCAUGCAGUGGCAUCGGUUUUUCGGGUUUGGGGCCGAGGACCGUGUAGAGCAGUUGGGCACGAAGCGUCCCCGUUACCCGUUCGACGAAGAGCGGGAGAUGACGAGGCGCAACAGGUUCGGCCGGUUGCACAGAGUGGACAUGCAAGGGCAGUUGAAGCAGAUGAUGGGGGCGACGGCAGCGUUCAGGGGGCAGCAGGAAUCGGUCAUCCGGGCCGUGGCGCGAGGCGAGUGGCCCAUCGUGCAGAUCGCACCGACGGGUGGCGGCAAGAGUUUGACGUUCAUGUUGCCAGCAUAUUGCACACCGGAUGGGGUGACGGUAGUGGUGACGCCGUUGGUAGCGUUGCAGGACGACAUGGCGGUGCGUUGUUCCAAGUUGGGGAUCGAGGCAUACGUAUGGAGAAGUCGAGGGGUGAUACAGAGAGCGGCAUCGUUGGUGUUUGUGACGCCCGAGUCAGCCGUCAGCAAGGGAUUCAGAACGUUUGUCGAGCGGAUGCACGGGCAGCAAAGGUUGGACCGGGUCGUGGUGGAUGAGUGCCACACGGUUUUGCAGUGCAGCAAGGGGUUCCGACCGAUGAUGAUGCGGAUAGGGGAGACAUUGCAGGAUUUCGGCGUACCCGUGAUUUGUUUGACGGCAACGUUGAAGCCGAAGGACGAGAUGGCGUUGUUCAGGGUUAUGCGGUUCGUGCCGGAGAGGGUAAGGAUGUUUCGCGAAGCGACAGGGCGGAAGAAUAUCGCGUACAGGGUAGAGGUGAUUGACGACACGAGAGAGGACAUAGCAGCAUACCGAUCCGGCCGGAUUCAAAGGAGGCAGGCGAAUUCAGGCCGGAAGAGGAUCAGGGCGAAUUUAGAUGGUGUUAUCAAGAGGAGCAGGGCGAAUUCAAAUGGUAUUGUUAUGAUCAGCAGAGAGAGCGAGGCAGAGUUUAGUGUUCAAGAGACAGAACAGGAACAGGAACAGGAGGAGGAGAGCGAGGAAGAUGAUCAGGUGAUGAUUGAACGGAUAUGCAAGUUGGUGAAAGAAUGGACGGCAGAGCAUACCGAGGGCAAGGUGAUCGUAUACGGGGGGACAAUCAAGCGAGUGCAGAUGAUUGCAGACGCAUUAGGAUGUGUAGGGUAUUGGCGAGGGGCGGGGGACGCAGCCGAGAAGGCAAGGCGGGUGGCAGAGUGGAUGAGUAGCCGGGGAGGCGAAAGCGGAUGGAUGGCAGCGACAAACGCAUUAGGGUUGGGGGUCGACGACCCGAACGUGCGAGAGCGGACGAGGGGGCCGGGAUGGGCAGAAGAGCGAGUCGGUGGUUUGCAUCAGGCAGUCGUGGUUGGAACAACAGAGGGAGAAGAGGACAAGCAAGAGGGUUACGGGUGGCAGCAGCGGCAGGAGUGGGAUUGGGAUAAGGAUGUGAUUGAGUUUGUAGACGGGAACCGAUGUCGACGAGAAGUGUUGGAUCGAGAGAUGGACGGCAAUAUCGACCGGUUCGGAUGCGAAGAGGAUGAGGAGAUGUGCGAUGUGUGUUGGGAACAGCAGCGAGCAAGAGAUGUAGACGAUGCAGGGGUUGAAUUGCGGUUUGCAGCAGAAGAGAGGGCAGACGAUAUGGUAGAGCAGGAAGAGGAAGGAGGAGGAGGAGGAGGAGGGAGAGAAGAAGAAGGAGGAGGAGGGAGAGAAGAAGAAGAAGGAGGAGGACAAGAAGAAGAAGAGCAGGAUUAUCAGCGCAGUCGUCAGUUCAUACGGCAGGCAGAGACAGAAAGGAAAGUGCAGGUGAUGGAAGAGGCCCGAGAGGUGGCCGAGUUGGAGGAUAUAUUGGCAGAGUGGGCAGGGCAUUGCGCCGCAUGCAAGGUGUUGGGAGUAGAGGAGGACGAGCACGAGAUGGAGGCAUGCCCGUAUCGAGAGGAGGAGGUGUGGAGGAAGAUAGAGCAAGGCGCAAGGCAAGUGGAGGAAGAGAUGAUGGGAAAGAAGCGGUUUGCGGCGUUUUCGGCAUGUUUCGGUUGCGGGAUACCGCAGGCGUUUUGUGACAGAUGGGUGGCAGCAAGCGACGACGGGCGAUUAUUCCGCCGAGCAGAAGGGAGAGCGUGUCAGUACGGUGGAGGAUUGAUUUUUAGGAUCAUGGUAGGGCAGAGUGCACGGGAGGAGGCAUGGUGGAGGAGGGAGAUUACGACGAUGAUGGGGGAUAUAGAGGAGGGAACAGAGUGGGAUUAUAUCAUGUACGGCAGGUUGUUUGCAUGGUUAGGGGAGUUGGUCGAGUGGGGAGGACAAGCAGGAGGAGGGAUAGAGGCGAGUCGGUUGUGUCAAGCGGUUACAAGGAUAGAGAAGAGGUGGGCGGCGAGGAUGAGAUUAUAG